Messenger RNA from Anthostomella pinea, 849 nucleotides. NCBI's taxonomy places the organism in Eukaryota, Fungi, Ascomycota, Sordariomycetes, Xylariales, Xylariaceae. The record is from the annotation of a GenBank genome assembly.
AUGGCUUUGUCAGAGCUCAACAACAUAUCCAUCGCGGAGAUAGCCGUAUACUUGCCGGCCCUCUUCGUCGCCAUCCUCCUCUCGGUGCGCCAUGGCUUCCGCCGCAGCGUGGGCUGGACCUACGUCGUAGUCUUCUCGCUGGUCCGCAUCAUCGGCGCCUCGCUGGAGCUGGCGACUAUCAACGAUCCGAAAAAUACGAGCUUGUACAUCGGCUACAUAACGCUUCAGAGCAUUGGGCUGUCGCCGCUGAUCCUCACGCAGCUGGGCCUCGUCAACCGCGUGCUGCAGAGCGUCGAGAAGGCACGGGCCGGCUGGCUCAACCCCAACUCCCUGCGCAUCAUCCAGAUCAUCGUGCUUGUCGGCUUGAUCCUUGGCGCCGUUGGCGGAAGCGACGCCGGCAGCAAUUAUGGCAAGACUGGCGUCUACGAGGUCUCGACGAAGUCGAAGGCCGGUAUCGCGCUCAUGAUCGUCGGUUACAUCCUGAUUGUGGCCGCGACCGUCAUCACGGCAACGCGGCUGGCCCACGCCGAGCCCGGCGAGAAGCGCGUCCUUCUCGCCGUCGCCAUCUGCCUGCCCUUCAUCCUCGUGCGCAUCAUCUACUCGGCCGAGUCCGUCUUCGGCCACGACUCGCGCUUCAGCCAGUUCGGCGGCGACCCCAAUAUCCUGCUCGGCACGGCCGUCCUCAUGGAGAUGAUUGUCAUCGCCAUCGUCGAGGGCUUCGGUCUCACAUUCAGCGUCCGCCCCAAGGAAGAACUCCCGUCAAAGACACUCUGGGCCCACUCCCAGGGACGUCGGGAGCGCCGUCGGGAGCGCCACGCGCAUCAGGGUUACGUGUCGUCCAAUGUAUGA